Molecule: messenger RNA, 4879 nt
Organism: Oncorhynchus kisutch (coho salmon)
Lineage: Eukaryota; Metazoa; Chordata; Actinopteri; Salmoniformes; Salmonidae
Product: serine/arginine repetitive matrix protein 2
Exons: 16
Coding region: 297-4427 (1376 amino acids)
Source: RefSeq, a predicted model, not a curated record
UGUUUUAGUAGAAUGUAAUGCAGUUUCCGGGACUACAGAGGCAGUGUUUGAAGUUAACGCGGGCAAUUCUUUUUUUUGUGUCAACAACGUCUUCGGCCUUGUAAACAUCGAUAUAUAUUUUUCACGAAAUAAGGAUACGUGUAUAUGUUAACUUGAUGGCAAGUUUAGUUUCAGCGUGCAAAUAAAACACUCCUUUUUCAUUAACUGGGAGAAAUGGCGGUCGGGCUGUACUAUGCUAGCUAGACCGAUUUAUUAUCACGCUAACGGGCUAAAUACAUUUGUCUACACGGACAGAAAUGGACUCCAAAUACCCAAAUCUGGCGAGACCUCAGAAGAAGCGCCGGUACUUCUCCAUUAAAACGAGCGCAUCAACCAUGAAGGGAAAUGCCGAACUGGACAUUGAUGACUCCAAUACUUGGUUCAAAAACUUGGAUUCUCCCUCUGAUGUUGGGGAAGAGCUUCCCCCUCUGCCUCCCUCUCCGACCUUCACCCCUGUAGAGAAGGAGGAGAAGACUGGUAACCCUGUAGAGAAGGAGGAGAAGACUGGUAACCCUGUAGAGAAGGAGGAGAAGACUGGUAACCCUGUAGAGAAGGAGGAGAAGACUGGUAACCCUGUAGAGAAGGAGAGGAGAGAACCAUCAGUUCCAGAGACUGGUGAAGCGGUGCCCCAUGGAGAAGAGAUGCACAAGGAGGGGAGAGCAGAGAGCACUUUGCUGGAUACUGAGAGCCCAUUUAAAAAGCACGCUCCCAUCAAGACCUCCAGCCCCAUGAAGCGGCAGGAGGGGGAUGAGGACAAGGACAGAACAGCCUCUCCAUUGCUCUUGACCUGUGAUGAUGAUGAUGAUGAAGAUGACCACGGCCCUGUAAAGCAGCCUAUCACUGCCCUGACACCACAGUGCAACGGACAGGCAGCAGAUGGGGGAUAUGAUGCAGUGCUGGACUCUCCUCCCUGUCGGUUUUCUGUCGGCAAACAAAAGACGCCAUCUCGCAGUAUGCCGAAGAAGGAAGAGACACCGUGGAAGUUGACUCUGUCCCUGUGCAGCAUAGAGACAGAAGAGCCUCCCCAAACAAGCCCGUGUCCAGCAGUAGAACCCAAAGAACAACCAGUACCAGGGAAGAAGAGUCUGGCCCGACCUUCAGAGAAGAAGAGUCUGGCUCGACCUUCAGAGAAGAAGAGUCUGGCCCGACCUUCAGAGAAGAAGAGUCUGGCCCGACCUUCAGAGAAGAAGAGUCUGGCCCGGCCCUCAGAGAAGGAGAGUCUGGCCCGGCCCUCAGAGAAGGAGAGUCUGGCCCGGCCCUCAGAGAAGAAGAGUCUGGCCCGGCCCUCAGAGACGAAGAGUCUGGCCCGGCCCUCAGAGAAGAAGAGUCUGGCCCAGCCCUCAGAGAAGAAGAGUCUGGCCCAGCCCUCAGAGAAGGAGAGUCUGGCCCAGCCGUCAGAGAAGGAGAGUCUGGCCCAGCCCUCAGAGAAGGAGGGUCUGGCCCAGCCCUCAGAGAAGGAGAGUCUGGCCCAGCCCUCAGAGAAGGAGAGUCUGGCCCAACCACCAGAGAAGAAGAGUCUGGCCCAGCCUUCAGGGAAGGAGAGUCUGGCCCAGCCUUCAGGGAAGGAGAGUCUGGCCCAGCCUUCAGGGAUGGAGAGUCUGGUCCAACCACCAGAGAAGAAGGGUCUGGCCCAACCACCAGAGAAGGAGGCAACACCGGAAAGGAAAGCCACAUCCUCCUUCCUCCAGAAGCUGAGAGAGGCUGGUCAGUCCAAGCCUGCCUGGAAAGCCCUGGCGUCUCCAGUGAGAGAAGCUCCUCUCACCGACCUGGAGGAUGACUUCCUGAUCCUGGAGGACGAUGGUCCUUCCUGGUUCUCCCUUCGCAGGAAGACUGACCCCAACAGGACCACAGCCACACCUCAACCGCAGCAGAAGGACCAAUCACACAGCAGUAAUGACGCCUCAGCUGACACACUCACCAAGGCCAGCCAAUCAGAGAAGGAUACAGCCAAGCUGAGAUCAGGAGGGACAGCUGAAGUGAAAACUAAAGAGAAGAAUGCUACUGGAGGCUCCUCCCUCAUACCUGUCCUCACCAAGUCUACAGCCAGGAAGAAGAGGGACUCAAGUCCCCAGGGUGAUGGGCCUGUCGAGGCAGACCACAUAGAACAAGACCCGAAGAAGAAGGUCAACAACCCGUUAUCUGAACCAACGACAGCAGGUUACCUGGAACUAGGAGGAGGGGCUAAGCCUAAACCCAGCCAAUCAAAAGCCCGCACCAAAACAGAAAAGAAAGUUCCCAGAAUAUCUAAAUUCCAAGCUGGUAUCCAAGGUAACAAGGUGAACCCCAAGACGAGCCGAGGACGAGGCCUGCAGUCUGGGAAGACCAGGAGACUGUCAGCUGGAGCUGGGGAGGAGCCCGUCAGCAUGGAGGAGGAGAGUGAAGCUGCAUCAGACCAGGAUGUUUCACCAGUUCUACAGUUGGCACCGACAGGACAGAGACGAGUCAAGGUCCCAGCCAAUCGUAAAGCCAAGGAGGUCGGCCCCUCCCCUACAGGUGAGGCUGACUCCUCCCAGGCCGGCCAGCUAACCCAGUUAACAGGGAAGAGGAAGAGGAUCAAGCCUGGUCCUUGGUGGCUCACCAGCCCUUUCAACACACAGGUCACAGAGACAGUCAACACACACACAGCAAACAAGUACAAACACAAUAACAAGAAAACAAAAACCAAACCAGCAAGAUAUUCCUCUGUGGAGUCAGGGCAAGAGGAGGGGACAUCAAGACCCUUGUUUAAUCAGAACGCAAAGAAGAAACCCUCGUCCAAUCUAACCGCAGAAAAUAAACCUUUGUCCAAUCAGACCACAGAAAAUAAACCCUGUUCCAAUCAGACUGCAGAGCAUAAAGCAGAGAAGCCCAAGAGGGGCAGAACUAAGAAGCAAAAGACGACCAGUAGAGAGGAGCCAGCGAGGCCUGAAGGUCAGAGAGAAGAGGAGGAGGCUGAGGCCUCUACGGCAGAGCAGCAGGAGGAGCAACAGGAGCUGGGGGGGCUCAGUCCCAUGCCCAGCCCUCUCAGACAGCAUACACUCACCCCAAGUGAGAAGGUGUUUGACUGGAUCUAUACUCGCCCUCCCAAGUGUAAAACCCAGAGUCACAUUACCCCCCACUCUGCUACCGUUAUCCCCAGCAGGAGUGAUGCCUACCCCACUACCGUUACCCCCAGCAGGCAGUGGCGUCAGGCCAGGGAGGCUCCAGAGAAACACAGCAGGAGGAGGAGGAAAGCUCCAGGGAACUGGUGGGUCACCAACAACCCCCCAGAGAACGCUGACAGCACCUCUUCAUUCCCUCAACAACCCCAGCCUUACCCCAAAAAACCUUCACCCCCUCACCCACAGCCGAACCCAAAAACUCGCAAGGUGGAGAGAAGUAUGUUCCUUGGACCCCCUCAGAAUGGCAACACAGCCUCCUCAACUCAACCUGGAGGAGGUCAGACCCCGCUGAAGAGGAAGGACCUCUCCGCCCCCAAGACGGUCAAGCGCUCUCUGGCCACCAUUGGCGCCGUCUUCUCCUCGGGCAGAGGAGCGCUCCCGGUGGCCACGGUCAGAAGCAGCACGUGGCAGACUUUGGGGAGGAAAACGCUAUUCCCUAGAGCGCCUGAGGAGCAGUCAGCCCAGAGCCCCAGCACCGGCCUCAGCUCUGGGCCAGCUAAUGACCCCUCCCAGGACCCAACCAGUGACAGGAGCUCCAGCCCUGUGGAUCUGAGUGCCAGUACUGUCUGCAUAGAGCCUGUUGGACAGCUGGGGAAAAAGAAGACCAUACACCGAGACUUCUCCCAAAGCAACAACCGACUCUCAGACAACACGUUAAAAGGGUUCAAAAGUGGACCGUCUUCCAUGAUUGAACUGGAGGAUUAUGAAGAGAAUGACGACAUCUGUGUCCAGUCGUUCAGAGUGACGCCCCAUCCGUCUGUCCAUCAGUCUGUCCCUCCUGGCAUCGUGCUGUCGGACCCUGAGGCUGUGACUGAGCUUUGUGCUCCUCCUCUCAGAGCCAUCACACUGCAGCUGGAGGACAAGGCCAACCUCACAGACUGGAUGGCUUUGCUCUGGCCUGCCACUGGGAAACAGGGAGGCCAGAUCAGCCCAGAUCAUUUCCAGUGGUUCUCGUAUCGAGACAGAGCUCUUGGUUACAAGAUGGACCUGCUGGCUGAAACCUUCUCCAAUGGAAAGAUCUUGCUGGGCUCCUACAUGAAGAAACCUCUGCUGGUGGACCACAGCGCCACCACUGUGUAUAACCUCCUAACCAGCUCAGUAACUGUGAAGAUCAAUGGCAAAGAGAACCAUUAUAACCCAGGACAAACCUUCAUGGUCCCAUGUGGCCAUGCCUACAGCCUCCACAAUCUGACCCAGGAACCUGCUGCUCUACACUUCACCAGGAUGCUGGCAGAGAGCUCAGAGUGAGGCCUGGAGACCACAGCCAGGGGCUCAGUAAAGUACAAUAGUGACAGGUCAGCGUAGUGAAGGAUCCUUAAAGACGACCACCAGGUACCUCAACAUAGGAGUGACUGAGACCAGCAGAGACAACAAGCUAGAGAGGCCCUCCUCACCUACAUUCCCAAGGACUUAACAGGAAAUGACCAGCCAGUAAUUUAAAUGGAAAAGUUAGAAAGAUUAAAAGUGUACAGAGGCCUCUGCUGUAAGUGUUUGUUAUUGUCUUAUUGUCACAGUAACAUUUGUAAAUAGCAAUACUUUUGUUUCUAUGGUUUCUUGUGCCCCCCUACUGUGUACAUUUAAUGUGACCAAUGAAAUAACUUGUAAAGGCUUCUGGGUAUUUUUAUUGGAAUAUUCAUCUUCUGUCAACUGUUGCAAACACAUGGUAUGUAAAAAUAAAAAUAAAAAGUAAUUCAGUCCUG